Molecule: messenger RNA, 420 nt
Organism: Argiope bruennichi
Lineage: Eukaryota; Metazoa; Arthropoda; Arachnida; Araneae; Araneidae
Product: piggyBac transposable element-derived protein 4-like
Exons: 1
Coding region: 1-420 (139 amino acids)
Source: RefSeq, a predicted model, not a curated record
AUGGAUAAACUUGCUCCCAUCAGAAAUAUUUUUGAAAUGUUCGUCGCAAAUUGUCAAAAAGUUCAAACUCUUGGAGAAUAUGUGACAAUCGACGAAAAAUUAGAACCGUUCAGAGGAAGGUGUUCAUUUCGACAGUACAUGCCAAAUAAACCAGCCAAGUAUGGAAUAAAAAUUUUUGCCUUGGUAGAUGCGAGAACAUUUUAUACAUGGAACCUAGAGAUUUAUGCAGGAACUCAACCAGCAGGACCAUAUAACGUUGAAAAUGGCCCAGACAAAAUUGUAAAGAGAUUACUAGAACCUAUUUUCAAUUCAGGACGCAACCUAACUGUUGACAAUUGGUACACUAGCUAUGAUUUAGCAAAAGACCUCUUGAAGAAAAAAAUUACACUUGUGGGAACAGUCCGAAAAAAUAAAAGGUAG